This is a messenger RNA of Apis cerana (Asiatic honeybee), 2808 nucleotides long. RefSeq names its product serine/Arginine-related protein 53. Gene Ontology annotation, biological process: nucleosome assembly. Gene Ontology annotation, cellular component: nucleosome. Lineage: Eukaryota; Metazoa; Arthropoda; Insecta; Hymenoptera; Apidae. The record is from RefSeq and is a predicted model, not a curated record. Gene Ontology annotation, molecular function: DNA binding.
GAAGGACGAAAAGCGUCGAAACGAGAAUGUGGGAGAACGGAAUCGAACGACGUAUCCGUAAUAAUACCUCGAUGAAACGAAGAAAACCAUCGAGGCUAUCGAUUUUCGAAGAAUUUACGGCUAAAUAAUAUCGAAAGUCUCUAUCGAAGGCAUGGAGGAGAAGAAGAUCGGUGAAGAAAGGUAGCGAAAUGGAAGAAGAGAGACGAUGGCGUCCCUCUCGUCUAAGCGCGACGUUGAUGAAUAAUCGUUGGCGCGUAGACGCGAGCAUCUACAUGGCGCGCAGGUGCGCAGGAGGAUCGGGGGAACGCGGCGCGGCGACACCUGGUGCUGAUUAACGAAUCGGGGAAUCGGUUCUGGUCGGGUAUAAGGCUAAAUGGUCGGCUAAAUUGCCGCGUUAUUCUUGUAAACCGCGGCAUCCCCGACUAUCCAAUUACCGGACGAGGUGGCAAGAUGUCUCGAACGGGAUACACGCGUCCCCCGUCCAACCAGCUCGGAAUCGCGGCUUUUUUAACGCCGCCGACACCAUUAAGGGCGGCUAAUGAGCACACAUGGGAGGGAAAAAAUUAAUCGGUAAAUUUGGCGUGGCACCGAGCCGGCUGCAAACUGACUUCGUUACCAUCCAACAUCGCCAAAUUUAACAGGUAUCGCUUAACGAUCGUUCCGCUUCCGGAUUGGAAGUGGGGGAUUAAUCGAGGAAAGCGAGAGCAAGGUGAGAAAUUCGAAGAUCGAUCGAUUAACAUCGAGAAUAAUCCCUAUCCAACCGCCACUGUUCCCACGUUAUUCGCGACAACCGACAGCCGAUAUCCGUUUCGCUUUUUCCUAUACCUCCUCUCCACGGUUCGUCGAUUCGAUACCUCCGCGCGUUUCAAGUUGAGAAAAACGAGUAAGCUAAUAAUCUAAUCGAGACUGAUACCGAGAUAACUCGAGAUCAUUACGAAUUUAUAUCGGAGGAGGGGGGAGACGUGAAAGGAUGAAAGAAGAGUGAACUUGCACGAGCGAGGAACCGAGUGAAAGCAGCGUUAACGUCAACAACGAGGCGCUGCGAUACGCGCUUCGUUCCCUUCUUUCUUUAUCGUUUCCGUUUCUCCUUCCUUUCCUACCAUUUCACCCAUGUAAUUCGGUUUAACAGCGAUGCACUUUGAAAAUCUCCAUCUUGUCACGCUUCCGCGGAUUCGAUUUUUCCCCCCCACGGCCCUAUUAAACGGAUAAACCCGUCGCUCGCGGCAAGGUAAUCCUCGGUACCCGUUCAACUGUGAACCGAGCUAUAACCGAGGAACGAGUCCGAGUUUUUCUUUUCGAGAAAAAGAAAAAAGAGGAGGGGGAGGGAUCGACGUCGAUAUCGAAGCGAUCGGGACACCGGCUUCCGAUGGUGUCCGUUUCAAGGCGAAUCAGACAAUUUCGUAGUGGAAUAGUUUUCGAGUGGGGAGCUUGGCGUUGAAUGGAAAAAAAAAUCGAAACGCGGAAACCACGGUAAACAAAAUCGUUUAGUUGGCACCCGGAUCGUUCCCGAGACGCAAAUCGAUCACGAUGAUUUUGGCAUAAUUUCUUCAAAUUUUCUCGUGAUAAUUCUAAUCCAAGCGUAUCGUUUACAAGGCGUUCGUCUAAAUUACACGUAAAGCUCAAAUGCACAUUAUCAACAAGUUGGAAGCUGAAAGCUUUCUCGGUUCACCGAUUCGAAGGGAUCGUGUCGAAACUUUCUUUGAAAAAAAAAAGAAAAAAAAAGCGGGAGACGUAAUUGAAAAAUGGGGAAGCAAACGCCCAAGAUGUCGUCCAGGGUGGUUAACGCCAUCAGGAAUCUGAGGGAGGCUCACGGGUCCACGUCGAAAGAGAUCAUGAAUUAUAUCAUGUCGCAGUGCAACGUUCACGAGUCGACCGUGAACAGACAGAUGCACGCGGCGUUGAAACGCGGUUUGGACUACGGUAUCCUGAAGAAGGCCAACGGGCACUAUUUUCUCAACACGGACCCGGAUUCCCAGCUCACGUCGAACAUGAUGCCAACCGAGCAGGCGAGAAGAAGGGGGCGAAGAAGACGAAGCAGGGGUCGGCGGAGAAGAGGUCGUCGAAGGGGGCGCAGGAGAAGCAGAAGGAGAGGGCGCAGAAGACGCAGAAGCAGUCGCCGUCGUCGCCGUUCGACGAGGAGGAGGGGCCGUGGGACGAGAAUGAGGCGGAUGGCGUGCACGAGAUGCAGGUGCACCAAGAGGACCAGGGACAUAGUUGCCCUGAAUAGUAAUCCGGUGGAGCAACUGACGGCUGAGGACAACGGGAUGUGCACGUGCGAGAAGGAGAGCAACAUGGAGACGCGGUCGAGGCACAGCAAGAGCCGCGAUCGAAGCAUGAGUCGGAGCCGAUCGUCGGCGAACAGCGAUCGAGAUGACGGGGCCAAUAAUCGACGCGCGAACAUCGAGGAGGAUUAAUCGAUUCUCGAGGGAGAAGCAAGUCCGUUACCGUGUUGCAUCUUCCCGGCGCGUCGUCAACGCGUUGCAUAGACCGUUCCCCCCUCCCUGUGGAACGAUCGGUGCCGAGUGAAACCGUUCGCGUCUCCGAGUAUCAUCUGUCGUCCGUCACUUUUGUUUUUUCUUUCUUUCUUUCUUUCUUUCUUUCCUUCCUUCCUUUCUUCCUUCCUUCCUUCUUUCUUUCUUUCUUUCUUCCUCCUCUCUUUUCUUUUUUUAAAUCGUAUAGCUCCCUCUCUCUGUUCCUCUGUCGACAUAAAAUUCGUAUAUCAUUUUUAUCGAGUGAUUUAUCGAGUGAUGAAUGUGAUUUUCAACGAUCAUGUAAUAAUUGCGAUAUAUAAUAAAUUGGUAAUGUCCA